AUGCCAUGGAUGGCCACUAUGCUAGCAGCGCUAGCGCUGCAUUGGGUUGCCGGCAAUCGUUUUGGCAGCAACUACAACGCGCUCAUGCCAAAUCCCGGCAAGCCCUGCAGUCGCUUUCUGGGCUUGGGCGAUUGUAUGGAUAAAGCAACCAGUCAAGAAGAUGAUACCUCCAAAAUGCUAAGCAGCUUGUUGGGCUUAGUGCCAAGCACAGCAGCUACACCACGUCCAACAGAGGCAGCAGCGCUUACACCGUAUCAGCUGCCGCCCAUGUACUACAAUGAUUUCUACGAGGAUCUGUUGACCAGCAAGCGCAAUGACGUGCACGCCGCCAGCUGCGACUGCAAAGUUAUGAACGAUUUAAUCGAUCUGGGCAGCAAGUACUUUCCACGCUAUCUAAUGAGCGCUGUCUGCGAAACUCCGCCGACACUGGAUGCUAAAUGCUUGCAUGGCUCUAAUUGCAAGCCGCUGGAGUAUAAAGUAAAAGUAUUAACCCUAACUCCCGAGCUAGUUAAUGACAAGUCAGCUGCGUCUGCCGCGCGUCUCUGGCUACCCGAGAAGGUCACCCAACUCUGGCAGUGGCAGUUUGAAACUGUAACUGUUACCGCCGGCUGCUUUUGUGCCAAUUAA
This is a messenger RNA of Drosophila busckii, 627 nucleotides long. RefSeq lists its product as uncharacterized. Bases 1 to 627 code for a protein of 208 amino acids. The transcript has 2 exons. The record is from RefSeq and is a predicted model, not a curated record. Gene Ontology annotation, molecular function: prothoracicotrophic hormone activity. NCBI's taxonomy places the organism in Eukaryota, Metazoa, Arthropoda, Insecta, Diptera, Drosophilidae.